GUUCAACAGAGCGUUGACGGCACACUGAGAUAGACAGAUCGAUUACCAAUAUUGAGCCUCUGCGCGGCAGGCGAGGCUCCUCCCUUUUCCCCGGAAAGUACAGGUGCGUACGGUCUAUGGUCCAGACUAGUUGGACUCUUCUCAACCGAACGGGGAAAUUUAGUGAAAAGCCAUGGCCGGAUGUCGGACGGACUGUAUUGAGGAGCCCUUGUCUAUGAGUUUUGGAAGCCUCGGACGCUUUAUCGGAAGACACCCCUGGUGGUUUUUGGUUAUCCCCACGCUGGUCUCCGUUGCCUUAGGAGGAGGUUUUUAUUUUUUGAAGGACAGAGAGGCAAAUGAUAUUGAGGAACAAUUUACACCAGUGAAUGGUCCUGCAAAGAAAGAGAGGCUUUUUGUUCAAGACAACUUUCCAGAAAACGAUUCAGUGUUUUCAGUUCAAAGGCUUGCAACUGAAGGAGCAUAUGCGUCAAUUUUAGCGGUUUCGGAAACCAACAUUUUAAGACGUGCAGCAUUUGAAGAAAUACUGUCCUUAUAUGACGACGUUAUGCAGAUAAGUGCGGGAGUGGAUCAGCGUAAAUACAAUGACAUUUGCGCUACUGUGCAGCAGAAUUGUUAUUCGAACGCGAUUCUGGACAUUAUUGGUUACAAUUCAAGCAACAUUGAAAGCAUCAACUUGACGUUCCCAAUGUAUAAAUCCUCAUCUGGUUUUGUUUUUCUGGGGUCCGCUGUAGGUGGUGUAAAUGAAUCUUUAAUAGUUGAACAAGCACAGGCGAUACGACUUUUUUUCUACUUACAAGAGAAGAGGCCUGAAACAUAUCUGUGGCUGAAAGAAUUCAUUAAAUUAUUUUCUGGAGAAUCGAAGUUGAAAUUUAAAGAGGUGUCGGUGUCAUAUUAUACAUCGAUCUCAAGGCAGCAAGAAUUUGAAGCAAAUUCAAAGACUGUUAUUCCACUGUUUGCAGCCACAUACGCCCUUGCAAUUUCUUUUUCCAUCGUGUCAUGUUUAAGGUUGGACAAUGUGAGAAACAAGGUGUGGGUAGCGACGUUUGGAGUGUUUUCAGCGGGCCUGGCUGUGCUGUCUAGCUUUGGCUUGCUGCUGUAUGUCGGUGUACCUUUCGUAAUGACUGUGGCCACCGCCCCAUUCCUGAUUCUAGGGAUCGGUGUGGAUGACAUGUUCGUCUUGAUAGCGUACUGGCAGAAGACCAAUGUGCACGACAAUGUAGAGGACCGUCUGGCGGAAACGUACAAACACGCAGCCGUCUCCAUCACCAUCACUACGCUGACCGACGUCCUGGCCUUCUACAUCGGGGUCAUGACUCCCUUCGGCUCUGUGCAGUCUUUCUGUCUCUAUACUGGCACCGCCGUCCUGUUCUGCUACAUUUACAGCAUCACGUUCUUUGGUGCCAUCUUGGCUCUGAAUGGUAAGAGGGAGGAGAGCAAUAGGCACUGGCUAACGUGCAUGAAAAUUCCAAAGACGUGUCCCCCAGAACGUUCCAGAUGGUACAGCAUCUGCUGUGUGGGUGGGGUCUAUGACAGAGAGACUAAAGCUGAGGAAGCGCUGCCAAUCAAUGACUUCAUUAAGAAAUACUAUGGGCCAUUCCUCACCAAAAAUUACACCAAAUUUUUUGUGGUCUUCCUCUAUGCUCUUUAUUUGUGUGUCAGUAUUUAUGGGUGCUCCAAUGUGCAGGAAGGAAUAAAACUUAAAAAUUUAGCAUCUGAUGAUUCAUAUGUUGUUGAAUAUUACACGCAUGAAGAUGAGUACUUCUCAGUGUAUGGUCCAAAUGUCAUGGUAGUGGUAGAAAAGACAGUUCCUUACUGGGAAGAAAGCGUGCGUUCCAACCUUAAGAAAUGCUUGAAAGAUUUUCAGAUGCUAACCUAUGUUGAUCAGGAACUCUUCACAUCCUGGCUUGAUGCAUAUGGUGCAUAUUUGGGAAAAUCCUCCUUGGAUUUAAACAACAAGACCGUAUUCAUGGAAAAAUUGCCUGCAUUUCUCAAGCUGGCUCCAGCAUUUAGGCAGGAUUUGAAUUUAACUAACGGGGAGAUACACGCCUCCCGCUUUUUCAUUCAGACUGUAAAUAUCACCAGUGCGCUUCAGGAAAAGAACAUGUUGAGUGAGUUGAGAUUGACAGCCAAAACGUGCCCAGUUCCUUUGCUGGUUUAUCACCCUGCGUUUAUCUUCUUCGACCAGUAUGCGGUCAUAGUGACAAAUACGAUUCAGAAUAUUUUGGUUGCCACUGCUGUCAUGCUGGUCAUCUCCCUCUUGCUGAUUCCCAACCCGCUCUGCUCGCUGUGGGUGACGUUUGCCAUCGCCUCGGUCAUCGUGGGCGUGGCUGGUUUCAUGGCGUUGUGGGGCGUAAACCUGGACUCUAUAUCAAUGAUAAAUCUUGUCAUCUGCAUUGGCUUCUCGGUGGACUUCUCAGCCCACAUCUCCUAUGCGUUCGUUUCAAGCAGCAAGUCCACUGUCAAUGAGAAGGCUACAGAUGCUUUGCACUCCCUGGGCUAUCCCAUAGUGCAGGGAGCUGUUUCUACGAUAUUAGGGGUGGUGGUGCUUUCUGUGGCUGAGAGCUACAUCUUUAGGACCUUCUUCAAGAUUAUGCUCCUGGUCAUUUCCUUCGGGCUGGUUCAUGGCGUCGUUUUUAUUCCUGUGUUCUUGACCUUUUUCGGGAUUUGCAGUAAAUCAGACAGGUGAUGCCUGUGGUUCCCAUAGAUACUGCUGUCUGCCACUGUGAAGCACAGAAAAAUUUCCUGGAGACGCUACAUAAUGGCUACAUAAAACAAAUUCCACUGGCCUUGGUUGUCUGGCUAAUAAACAAUCUGUCUAUCCAUCUAUGUUCAGAAUUUGUUUGUCUCAUUUUUGGAUUGUACUGGUCCAGUUAGGCUCAUGUGAUUUUCUACCCACAUAAAUUUAAUAUAUAUUCAAAUGUAAAGAAAGUGAUCCAGGUAUUUGUGUAGAGUACAGGUCUGGAGAGGUGACAGAUGACAGCUUUUGAAUAUUAAUGAAAAAUGGAUGAUUUAAUGUCUUUGAGGACAUUCUGUUGCAAUGCUUGAGUGGACAAGUGGACAAACUAGGAAAGAGAAUGAUGUCACAGGACAUGUGGACAUCACUAGGAAUCACCUGGUUCUAUAAAGUCUAUUCAUUUCCUCUAUAAACCAUGAGCUAAAUCUGUCCGGUCAGAAGACAAACAAUGUCACUGCAUACUGCUGUGUGGAAGAUAAUUACCAAUAUUUGGCUGGUGAUGAUAACUAUUAUGUGGACCAUUAUGCAUUAAUAAACAAACAUGUUUAAACCAAA
Anguilla anguilla (European eel) is the source of this 3289-nucleotide messenger RNA. It is a transcript of the gene ptchd3b, whose product is annotated as patched domain-containing protein 3. NCBI's taxonomy places the organism in Eukaryota, Metazoa, Chordata, Actinopteri, Anguilliformes, Anguillidae. Gene Ontology annotation, cellular component: membrane. The coding region runs from base 173 to 2686 and encodes 837 amino acids. The transcript has 4 exons. The record is from RefSeq and is a predicted model, not a curated record.